UGAUUACAUGGUUGGCCGCAGGUAUGACGACAGGUUCACGGUCAACGAAAGAUGCGCACACUGUGCGGAACAAAACACUGUGGCGCCGGCUCACGUUGUAUCAUCGCUUGUGCCGUGCAUACAAAUUGCAUCAUCACUCGCAUUAUCACUCGGGAAGGCAACCGGACCUGAGUUAUUGACAGUUUUGAUGGACUUUUGAUAAUUAUUUCAAGAGGCAGUGACCAGUAUGGUCUGACCGUAGCCGGACACGAUGUGCUUCAUUUUGGCCAUGCAGAGUUUGAACUCGCAGCUUAUAUGAGGUGAUGCAGAGGGAUCGGCUUAUAUAGACAAACAGCCAGUUCAAGGGGUGCUAGUCAGGAGCCAUAAACCCAUGCCACGUAGCCAGUUUUAUGCCAUCGGAACGCGCACUAAAGACCAUUGUCCUUGGUAAAAGUCUGGCACAUCUUCACGAUGAAGGGAGGUGCCUCAAGUCACUGCGAUAUCGUCGUCAGAAACAGCUUGGCUCGAGGCAUGCUGGCCGAGAUGGCGGGAACUUUCAUCUUAGUCUUAUUCGUGGAUGGUGGGCUAGCUCAAGGCGUGGUCAGCGGCUGGACAUCAGGAACACCCGUCUCGACUUCGCUUACCACAGGGAUGGGCGUGGCUUUUGGAAUCUACACUAGUAUCGGGAUAUCAGGAGGUCACGUGAAUCCAUCUAUUACCAUCGGCCUGGCGUCAGUGGGGAAGUUUGCCUGGCGAAGGGUUCCUCUGUGGAUUACAGCCCAACUGAUAGGCGCACUGGCCGCGGCAGCAGUGGUGUUCGGAAUAUAUUACCCUGCAAUUGAAAACCUGGACGGUGGGAACCGGACAGUAUUCGGUCCGACCGGAACAGGGGUCAUUUUCUGCACGUACCCACAACCUUACCUCGGUGUCUGGGUGGGGCUGGUAGAACAGAUACUCAACACGGGUCUCCUGUUGCACUGCACGAUGAUGUUUUUCGACGAGAGAAACGGCAAACCGACCAAAGGGAUGGAGCCGUUCUUUGUGGGUCUGUCUGUGGCCGUGAUCAUCCUGGCCUGGGGACACAACGCCGGGGCGCCCAUGAACCCAGCCAGGGACUUGGCUGGUAGGUUCCUGUCAUGGCUGGUCGGCUACGGAAGCGAAGUGUGGAUGCCUUACAAAGCGCACUGGUGGUUGGUUUCUACCUUCGUGCCGCUAGCCGGCGGAAUCUGCGGUGCCUACUUUUACGUUUUGUUCGUUAAGAGGCAUCACCCGGGCAAUCUCGCCCAGGACUACCAGAAAGUCCAACGUAGCCCACCUGCUGACGAGCUCGGAACGUCACACACAGUUUGUCAAACGGAGCUGGAUGAUAUAUUGUAGGAUACCGCGCCCGGUGUGUAUGAAGCAUGUAGACAGACAGACUUUCCCAUAGGGUCACAGUGUCCAUGCAUAUCGGAACAUCGGGAAGCUGGCUUAGUUUUGGACAAUGAUUUAUCUUCAAACAUACGUGCAUGUGUAAAACGUCAUCUCACUCCUGCAACGCGAGUUCGUGAAACCUCUCUUUGGUAUUAACUGGGAGACGAGUUCAACGUGUAUGCAGGCACAGGUUGAUGGCCGAUACAUACUCGACGAGAGGAUUUUAAUAGUACCGAGUGUCUGGGCCACGGUUCCUUUUCUGUACGAAUCUAAACAGAAAACAACUAUGUGUGUCCGGCAAGUUUAUUUUUUUUAAAGAAUGUUUGCAUGACCUGAAAAUUUGGAUCUCCCUCAUUGACAAUUACCAGAGAAGAAUGUGACAGAGAAAUUCUCAAAGUUACGAUAUGAGGAACUACUAGUUGAGGAAUAGUGUAUGUCGCCCUCUCGUGAUGGCCGUUGUUGGGUUCACCGGAAGCCGCACCGUAGUUUUAUUUGCCUCCAACUGACCGUAUACCCUACACAUAAUAUUUAUAUAGUGUUUUAUUUAUUUGGUAUGUUUGGUAUAGGUUAUACUAAAUGUAAUAAUUAUAGCCUGUAGAGAAGUAUAUCUUGAUGAGAAAUAUAUCAAAUCUUUUUGGCUAUGAUUUUUGUGUUAACCUCGUGUUUGGCACCAGUGUACUUGAUAGGUUGAGAGGAAAUUGACAAACUUGUAUUCGAGUCACAAAACAUCGAGUCCGAGUCACCUCGUCCGAGUCCCGAGUCAUGCAGGUCGAGCCCGAGACACGAGUCAUUUGCCACCGUGACUCGAGUGCGAGUCCGAGUCACGAGUCAUACGACUUAUUACAAGUCUGAAAAUUUAGCCUUUUCAUUCUUACACUACGAAAGCACAAAGACCUGAAAUAAAAUACUAUGUUUUAGUAUUCAAGAAUUCGCUAUUAGCGAUCUUCUGUAACCUUAUGUUGGGCACGUCAUAAGGCGGAGACUGAUGUCAACCUGAAA
This is a messenger RNA of Patiria miniata (bat star), 2391 nucleotides long. Its product is annotated as aquaporin-9-like. Gene Ontology annotation, biological process: water transport; glycerol transmembrane transport. The transcript has 8 exons. Gene Ontology annotation, molecular function: urea transmembrane transporter activity; glycerol channel activity; water channel activity. The record is from RefSeq and is a predicted model, not a curated record. Gene Ontology annotation, cellular component: basolateral plasma membrane; plasma membrane. Lineage: Eukaryota; Metazoa; Echinodermata; Asteroidea; Valvatida; Asterinidae. The coding region runs from base 451 to 1356 and encodes 301 amino acids.